CUGGAAAUCCGUGUCCCACCCCAACUGCCUCUGUGAGGGAGGGAGAGAGGGUUGUGUAAUCAUUCAUUUAUUAUUAUUUUUUCUUUUCUUGAGUUACCUUAAAGUGUGUAUGGAUUGUUCAAUACACAAACUUAAUAAUUUUGUUUAUUUUCUUUGAUUCAGUUUCAAAACUUUUUUGCUCUUAAGUGGAAACACUUCAAACUCUUUUUCUGCUUUCAAUUCCAAUCUAUAUUUCUCUUCUGCCAUGGAAAUGUUUCCUCAACAACACUCUCUUUGCAAAUUAUUCCAGUUCUCAUGUUGUUCUCAAGAAACACUUGUUCUUACCCUUUGCACCAAACACUCUUCUUUUUCUUCUUCUUUGUUGCUCCAUAACUUUCCUUCUCAUUGCUAUGGUGUAACUUCAUGAGGUUCUUCUUCAAUUUAAGACCUUUCUAUUCUUGCUUUAAGUGGGUACCUUCCAAAUCUCUGAUUUGUGUUCUCUAGUUUUCAUUAUCUGAACUUGCUUCUGAGGUGGUUUCUCUUUGGAGAUUGGUGUAAUGGGGGUGGGGGUAGUUUCGUCAUUGAUUCUUCAGCUGGUGAAGCUCUUCAUCAUUGGCUCUGUUGUGACACUGCAAGGAUCCAAAGGGUCUGUUAUAUCCCCAUCUCCGGCAUUCGCUCCGGUCAUUCAUCCCAGAGGAGAAACACUUGGGCCUAUCCAUCAUGGACACUGGAGAAGCAAUGCACCGAGCUCCCCAGUGGAUCCAGAUGGGUUUCUCCUAUCCCCAAAUCCAGCAUCUUUGCCCAUGAAUCCUUCACCUAGAACCAUUUCUCCGAGCUCUCCAGAAGUAUCAAAUGGGUCGUUCUUGCCUACUCCAGUUUCAUCUCCUAUUCCUCCUCAUAAGAUUAAGGGAAUUGAACCAUCCAUAUCUCCCAGUAGUAGUCCAACCACCAUAACAUUAUCACCACCGAACGAGGCUGCGCCUAUAUCGGCAACUGGUCAAGGGAAUGCACCACCACUGCAAUCAAUACAACCAAGUCCACCUCAAAGGAAAGCACCUCCUAUUAGGCCUCCUGAAUCAUCUCCAAUUUCUAGAGCUCAACCUCCAAAUAAUUCACCAGCGAGCCAACCAAUCGAACACGGAAGUUUUCCCCCUGUGGUUGAGAAUAGGAAUGCUAGCAAGAGUCACACCCCGAACCCAAUUUCACCAGCUCCAACUGCAGUACCAUCUACCAACUUGCCUACAUCUUCACCAGUAAGUCAACCAGUUGAAAAUGGCAGUUUCCCCCCUAAUAUUCACACAGAGGGUGCAAAGAAGGGUCAUUCACUGAAACCGGUUGCACCGGCUCCUCUUCCAGUCAUUUUGCCUAAAAUUUCACCGAGUCAGCCACCUGAACAUGGAAGCUUGCCUCCAACUAUUAACAAGAGUAAUUCCAGUGAGAGUCACAAACAGGAUCCAGUUUCACAAGCUCCAGUUGCAUUAUCUCCUGCAACUUUGCCAGAAAAUUCACCCAAUGUUCAUAACAGAACUGUAAAUAAGGGUCUUGCUCACAGUCCAACCGCAGAGCCAGCAUCACCAAAUUCUUUUGCAUCCCCGCCAUCAAAAAUGGAAAAUUACCAACCAGUAGGCCGUCCUGUUCUUCCAAAAGUAACUCCAUCUAUAUCACCUGCACAAGUUACACCACCAAAAAGUGCAUAUCCAAUAAAUCCACCACCUUUCCACCCCGUUAUACCAGCAGUAUCUCCAUCAAAAUUACCAGCACCUGUUGUCUCUCCCACACUAACACCUUCCAGAAAAUCUGAUUGGAAAAGUAACGGCAAACCAGUUUCAGCACCUUUGUACAAAGCACCAAAGCCAUUACCAGCUAUAGUACAUUCCCCUGUUCAAGUCCCAGUUGCAUCACCUCCUGUGAAUUUGCCCGAAAAUUCACCAGUUCGCCAACCUAUUCAUCAAGGAAGUUUAGCUCCUGUUGUUCAUAACAAAACUGAAAAUAAGGGUCAUAUUCACACCCAAGAGCCAGCAUCACCAAAUUUUCUUGCAUCCCCACCAUGGAAAAUGGAAAAUAACCAAUCAGUUGGCGGUCUUGUUUUUCCAGAAAUAACUCCUUCCAUAUCACCUGCACAAGUUGCACCACCACCUUUCCACCCAGUUUCACCACCAACAGUAUCUCCAUCAAAAUUGCCAGUACCUGUUGUUGUCUCUCCGGCAGUACCUGUUGCUGUCUCUCCGGCACUAACUCCUUCCAGAAGCUUCGAUUGGAAACGAAGGGGAGAACCAGUUUCGGCACCAUUGUACAAAGCACCUAUGCCGCUGCCAGCUGUAGUACAUUCCCCUGUUCAAGCCCAUGCAGUACAUAAUUCAAGGCAGUUUCAUCAUGCUCCUGCCCCUCCGGUGUCUCCUCCUAAAUCUGCAUCAGAAAAAGAAUAUCAUUCCCCUGCAUCUUCACCAUUAACCACAUCUUAUAAACAUCACUCUAGGAGUAUAGCCACCAGCCCUGCUCCUACAUUAUCAUAUUCGGUUUCCCCUCCAACUUCAGAACACCAAGAUCACCAAAUUCCUCCACCACUGUCGACAACGGGACGAACACAUCAUGCUUCGCCACCAGCAAACACAGGUUCUACACUUUCCUCACCAGCCAGCCAGGUUUCUCCGGCUCCUUCUCCAUGGUUCAUAAUAUCUCCUCACCCAACCAAAAUUCUAUUUCAUCCUCCUAAAGUAUCUCCUUCGCGGUCUCCUGCGGAGAGUCCUAAGAAGCCAGUCCUGCCUCAAAUUCACACACUGCCUCCACCACCUCCUAAUGAAGAUUGUUUAUCAACUAUUUGUUCAGAGCCCUACACAAAUUCUCCACCUGGAGCACCAUGCAGAUGUGUCCUUCCCAUGAAAGUUGGUCUUCGCCUUGGUGUUUCUCUGUAUACCUUCUUCCCUUUGGUUUCAGAGCUUGCUUCCGAGAUUGCUGCAGGGGUUUUCAUGACACAAAGUCAAGUUCGAAUUAUGGGAGCCGAAGCGGCAAGCCAAGAUCCAGAUAAAACUGAUGCUCUCAUUUUCUUGGUACCCAUUGGGGAAGGCUUUGAUCACACUACUGCCUUACUGAACUCUCAGAGAUUUUGGCAGAAGAAUGUUGCAAUAAAAUCUUCUUACUUUGGUAGCUAUGAAGUCUUGUAUGUUAGCUAUCCAGGUUUACCACCAUCUCCUCCUCUACCACCUUCAAGCAUUUCGUCGAUAUACGGUGGUCCAUAUUCAAAUAAUGGUAACAAUGGAAGAAUGAUAAAGCCCCUUGGGGUGGACAUACAGAAGAGGCAUCACAAAGAUGGACUUAGUAGGGGCAUCAUUGCUAUUAUUGCUCUCUCGGUUUUUCUUGCUCUUGUUUUAUUAUUGGCUGCUGGUUGGGCCUUGUUCAAGUAUAGACAUCAUGUAAGCCAGCCAACAUCAACCCCGCGUGUUUCGCCACGUUCUGUUACCAAAACACAAGGAACUACUGAAUCAUUAGCAGCUGGGGGAAUUGCUUCGGCCUCAUCAUCAUUUCGAUCUAGCAUUGCUGCUUAUAAAGGAUCUGCUAAGACUUUCAGUGCGAACGACAUUGAGAAAGCCAGCAAUAACUUUAACGAUUCAAGGAUACUUGGAGAAGGUGGUUUUGGUCGGGUUUAUAGUGGUAUUUUUGAAGAUGGGACAAAAGCAGCAAUCAAGGUUCUCAAAAGGGAGGAUCAUCAUGGUGACCGUGAAUUCUUAGCUGAAGUUGAGAUGCUUAGCCGCCUUCACCACAGAAAUUUGGUUAAGCUUAUUGGUAUAUGCACCGAGGUUAGCUUCCGCUGCCUCGUCUAUGAACUCAUCCCAAAUGGCAGCGUGGAAUCCCAUUUACAUGGUGUUGACAGGGAAAACAGUCCACUUGAUUGGAGUGCUAGGAUUAAGAUCGCUCUCGGUGCUGCACGCGGUCUGGCUUAUCUGCAUGAAGAUUCAAGCCCCCCUGUCAUACACAGGGACUUCAAGUCUAGUAAUAUCUUGUUGGAAGAUGAUUUUACACCAAAAGUAUCUGAUUUUGGAUUAGCUAGAAUUGCAGCCGACGAAGAGAACAGACACAUAUCAACUCGUGUCAUGGGAACUUUUGGAUAUGUGGCUCCGGAGUAUGCAAUGACUGGCCAUCUUCUUGUGAAGAGCGAUGUGUACAGCUAUGGUGUUGUUCUACUUGAGCUUCUAACAGGAAGAAAACCAGUAGAUAUGUCGCAAGCACCCGGUCAAGAGAAUCUUGUUGCAUGGGCUCGUCCCUUGCUCACAAGUAAAGAAGGAUUGGAAGCGAUAAUAGACCCGUCUCUAGGGACUGAUGUGCCUUGGGAUAGUGUGGCCAAAGUUGCAGCUAUUGCUUCAAUGUGUGUUCAACCAGAGGUAUCGGACCGUCCUUUCAUGGGUGAAGUUGUUCAGGCUCUAAAACUUGUGAGUAAUGAAUGUGAUGAGGCAAAAGAAGCAGGUACAAGAAAUUCUAGCCAGGAGGAUUUAUCUCUUGAUUUGGAUAAUGUUUCUAGUCAACUACCAGAUCAUUUCCAAUUCCAACGUCAAUUCUCUGCCGCCAACUAUACUUCUGGAAGUGAUAUCGAAAAAGGUUUGUCAUCAUUUGAGAUAUUCAGCUCCUCAGCAAGAUUUGGAAGGCAAGAUUCGGGAUCUUUUCGACGUCACUCCUAUUCGGCUCCUUUGAGAACCGGAAGAAAGCAGCAGUUGUGGCAGGUUAUUAGCCGGCUUUCUGGUAGUGUAAGUGAACACAGAACCAUCUCCAAGUUAUGACCAGGUUCAAAUUGAAUCAUUACAUUUUCUUUUUUCCUCUGAAUCUUUGUUUCAUAACUCCACAUAACUCACUGACUACUCUGAUUGAACCCUUUUUGAGGUUUGAUAUGGGAAUAGAAGCACGUUGUAAAUAGGAUGUCACAUGUUUUUUAUUCUAACUGCAGAAUCUUGUGUAACUGUUACUGAUUCUGAAGAGGGAAAGCAUUAAUGUAAAUGACUUAAUUUAGUUUGAUGAUAAAUGAGUGAAGUUGGCUCUUUUUCUUUA
Molecule: messenger RNA, 5013 nt
Organism: Arachis duranensis
Lineage: Eukaryota; Viridiplantae; Streptophyta; Magnoliopsida; Fabales; Fabaceae
Product: receptor-like serine/threonine-protein kinase ALE2
Exons: 24
Coding region: 537-4748 (1403 amino acids)
Biological process (GO): protein phosphorylation
Molecular function (GO): protein kinase activity; ATP binding
Source: RefSeq, a predicted model, not a curated record